Molecule: messenger RNA, 1166 nt
Organism: Ilex paraguariensis (yerba mate)
Lineage: Eukaryota; Viridiplantae; Streptophyta; Magnoliopsida; Aquifoliales; Aquifoliaceae
Source: the annotation of a GenBank genome assembly
CUAAACUCCAACAACCAAACUCCACUAGAAUUUGAACUGCUCUCCAAGAAUUUCAAAACUUCCAUGAAGACCCAACGUCCUCUCUCUCUCCUCUCCAUCCUCUUCUCAGCCUUCCUCCUCCACUUCCACCCUACGCCCACUGCUGGAUACUACUUCUACGACACAUCAGCCACAACCACCGACACCGCCACCGCCGGCGGUGACACCAAUUUCAUUCGUACAAGCUGUGAAAUAACCCUAUACCCAGACCUCUGCUACACCUCUCUCUCCGGCUACGCCAACGCCGUUCAACAAGACCCAGCUCGGCUUGCCCGCAUAGCUAUAUCCGUCAGCCUCUCCAAAGCCAAGCACAUGGCCGCCUACGUCUCCAACCUCUCCCGCAAAGCCGACUAUGGAGCUCCACCACGAGCUGCUGCCGCACUUCACGACUGUUUCACAGUCUUCGGAGAUGCCGUGGACCAGAUUCGCGGCUCGCUCAAGCAGAUGCGGCGGCUUGGUGGGUCUGGCGAUUCACUGAGGUUUCAGAUGAGCAAUGUUCAGACGUGGAUGAGUGCAGCUUUGACGAAUGAAGACACAUGUACUGAUGGCUUUGAGGAUGUCCCCGAUGGGCCCUUGAAAUCAGAUGUCUUAGAUGGGGUUGCGAAGGUGGAAGAGGUGACUAGCAAUGCACUUGCUCUGGUUAACAGUUACGUUGCCAAGGUGACGACUCCUUGAUGAGCGAUUACAGGCCGUUAGAUUAUGAGAUAAAAAUAGGGUACGUAGGUUAAUGUUUGUGCUGUAAACGAUAAGGUAGGUUAAAGUUUGCUGUAUAAAAGAUAAGGGUCAAGGUGUUUUUAGUUCUUCAAUAACUGUAUAUGUUUUUUGGGAGUUUCCGACUCUGGUUGAUUUUUCGUUUGUUUGUUUGUGUUGUAUUAUUGUGCUCGUUCUUGCUUUCAGAUGAAAGAAAAAGAACCCUAAAGAAGGGUGGUAACCAGCCUAUUCACUGAAAAACUUGGAUACUUGAUUUUGACUCGGCGGAGAUAACUCUUCUUUUGAUCAUGGCUCCGGAUAUAUUUGUAUAGUCGGGUUUGUUUAAGUUUCGUUUAAUAGAUUUAUGUUAUAUUUAGUAUGAUCGGUGUGAGUGUAUUUAUUUGAGAGGCAUAACAAAUCUAUUAUUUUAUCAUCCG